Messenger RNA from Ctenopharyngodon idella (grass carp), 1983 nucleotides. Its product is annotated as holocytochrome c-type synthase-like. Gene Ontology annotation, cellular component: mitochondrion. The coding region runs from base 378 to 1226 and encodes 282 amino acids. Gene Ontology annotation, molecular function: holocytochrome-c synthase activity. The record is from RefSeq and is a predicted model, not a curated record. The transcript is spliced from 7 exons. Gene Ontology annotation, biological process: cytochrome c-heme linkage. NCBI's taxonomy places the organism in Eukaryota, Metazoa, Chordata, Actinopteri, Cypriniformes, Xenocyprididae.
AUUUUGCUACAUAUAAAGGUAUUUUAAAGUUUUUGAAGUGUCAAAAGGUCAUUCGGUUUAACCGUCCAAAGGCCAAUACAGCCAUUUAAUUUGUGAUUAAAAUAUUUAAAAAUGUAAUAAAUGUAUAUAUUUUUUAUUCUGGCAUGAUUUUAUAACAUCAUAUAUCAACAUAGUGCAAAAUGAUAUUAAAAUUAUGUGUAGAAGUCGUUGCUUUGUUAUGAGAAAGAAUGUCUGGAAAAAUUAAUUUUAUUAAUGUCAUUCGGAGUAACCAAUAUAAAAGGGACCAUUUUGGAUCAAGUCAUGUGGUCAGUAUCAUGUGACAGGAUGUGACAUUAUUCAGACACCUGCAAAGGACCUCAUGGCCGUGAAGCGAACUGAUGGGAGACACUAUGUCCAGCCCUACAGGCACUGUGAAGGCAGAGGGCAUCAUGGUGCCUGACUUUGGCAGCGCACCACCAAAGGGCUGUCCAAUGCAUCAAGAUGUUAAUAAAAGUGAGAUGGGUGCCCCUCCGCCAGAAUGUCCAAUGCAUCAGGGGUCUGCACCUGCUAGCGAUCAGCUGAAGAAAGCGGCAGAUGUACCAGCACAUCAGGACAGGGCAUAUGAAUUUGUAGAGUGUCCUAUGAGAGCUGCUGACAGGGCUAAACCCACAAUGUCUGACAUCAAUCCAGCAAACAUGAUGCCACCACCUAACCAGCAACCUUCAGCUGAUCAACCGUUCCCGCUGUCUGUUGUAAGAGAGGAAUCUACCAUCCCUCGUGCUGGAUCUGAGCAGAAAUGGGUUUAUCCCUCAGAGCAGAUGUUCUGGAAUGCCAUGCUGAGAAAAGGAUGGCGCUGGAACAAUGAUGAUAUCAAACAGAAAGAUAUGACAAACAUCAUCAGGAUUCACAACCAGAAUAAUGAGCAAGCCUGGCAGGAAAUCCUGAGAUGGGAAAAGCUACAUUCUAAAGAAUGCCCAUGUGGACCUUCUCUUCUAAGGUUUGGUGGCAAAGCAAAAGACUUUUCACCCAGAGCCAGAUUUCGCCAUUGGAUGGGGCAUGAGCUACCGUUUGACAGGCAUGACUGGAUUAUUGACCGGUGUGGAAAAGAUGUCAGAUAUGUGAUAGACUACUAUGAUGGAGGCCAGGUGUCUAAGCAUACUAUCCUUGACGUGCGUCCUGCCUUCGAUUCCUUAGGAGCUGUUUGGGACCGUAUGAAAGUGGCCUGGUGGCGUUGGACCUCCACAUGAAUAUUCUCCACAUUGAGUCUUGUGUGAUCUAUAGAUAUACAUGAACUCAUUUAUAUAACUUACUUUUUUUUUUGCAAAUGGAAUCAUAAUGAACUCCUUAUUUUCCUUUAUGUACAUAUUCUCAUGACUUCCUCCAAUGACACAUGCGAAGAAUGCUAUAGUUGGCACUGUUGUUGCAGACAUACAGUAUCAUACAUUGUACUUUGUUACUGUAAUUAAAGAGGAAAUAGCAAAAUAAAUAAUAAUAAUAAUAAUAAUAAAGAAAUAGUACUCUUAUGAAGGCAUUCUGGCAUACAAAAAAUAAAGUGUACUGUAUGAUUUUUAAUGGCAUGUCAGUAUACUUUUGUCUUCCUGUUUUAUUGUAAAAUAUCUACAGUGUUAACCAUCCAGGGAGACUGACUGUGACGGUCAGUGACUGUGUAAAUACUCUGAUACAUGCUUUUUAGUUUUUCUUCAUAUCAAUUAUAUUUAUUUCUGCCAUAAAGUCAGUUGUUAAAGGAAUCUAUUAUAAUGUUCAUUAACAUGCUCACUCACUGUUUUCUAAUUUGCUACUGACAUGAUGUUCCAAACAAAUUAUGAAGAUGAAAUAUGUCACUCUACAGAACAGAAAUUAAAUACUUUGUUUAGGUACUGUCAAAAAGGAGCAUCAUUUAUACCUGUUUUUGGUGUGUAAUAUAAUUUUCUUUAAAUUUGAACUGUCUAGGGAUGGCACUUUUGUGCAACGCUGCUAUACAAUAAAAUGACCCAUCAACAUGAA